Pteropus alecto (black flying fox) is the source of this 844-nucleotide messenger RNA. It is a transcript of the gene CLEC4E, whose product is annotated as C-type lectin domain family 4 member E. NCBI's taxonomy places the organism in Eukaryota, Metazoa, Chordata, Mammalia, Chiroptera, Pteropodidae. The record is from RefSeq and is a predicted model, not a curated record. The transcript is spliced from 6 exons. The coding region runs from base 100 to 777 and encodes 225 amino acids.
AAGGUUUAUUUUCCUUGAAUCUUACCAACAAAACACUCAGAAACUGAGGAGAGAAAGAGAGAGGAAGAGGGAGAGCGGAAAAAGUGAAAUAGAAAAACAAUGAAUUCAUCCAAAUCAUCUGCAUCACAAUGCACAGAGAGGGCAUGCUUCUCUUCCCAAGUGUUCUUGUGGACUGUUGCUGGGAUCUCCAUCCUACUACUCAGUGCCUGUUUUAUCAUCAGAUGUAUUGUGACAUAUCACAUCUUUCAACUCUGUGGUGAGAUAAACUUUCAGCCACAUGACGAUUUCAUGGAACUCUCCUGCUACAAUGAUGGAUCAGGUUCAGUCAAGAAUUGUUGUCCCUUAAACUGGGUACAUUUUCAAUCUAGCUGCUAUUUCUUUUCUACUGACACCAUGUCCUGGACAGCAAGUUUAAAAAACUGCUCAAACAUGAGAGCUCAUCUGGUGGUUAUCAACACACAGGAGGAGCAGGAAUUCCUUUUCCAUGCAAAACCUGAAAAGAGAGAGUUUUAUAUUGGGCUGACAGACCAGGUGGUUGAGAAUCAGUGGAAAUGGGUAGAUGGCACACCUUUAAUCAAGUCUCUAAGCUUCUGGGACAUAGGGGAGCCCAACAACAUAGCUACAGUGGAGGACUGCGCCACCAUACGAGACUCUUCAAAUCCUAGGCAAAAUUGGAAUGAUGUGCCCUGUUUCUUCAAUAUGUUUUGGAUUUGUGAAAUGCCAGAAAAUAAUAUUUUGAACAAAGAAAAAUCUCUAAGAGAAGAAGGCACAACUUAAAUGUGUAAAUGAGGAGGAACAAGAGCGUGAACACAGCCACAACUACAACAUGAGAAAAGCGUGCAUU